ACCGCAUCUAUGACAACCUGUGGCAGGAAAAGUUGUUCAGUGAACACAUCAGUCUGCCAAGUGUUUCACAUGUUCUUCGACUUUGUAUCCUUAAAAUGGAAGCCAUUUAUGGAAAUCUUGAUUCCAAAAAUCCUGUCUGCCAGGUUUCCAUAUCAAAUCCAGCUUCUAUCAAGUCCAACAGGAGAUGCUAUCUCAGUGUUAUUACUUUCAUGGUGAUGCUGAGUGUUCUUCUGGCUGGACUCGUCAUUCUUGGCCUCCUCUAUGGUGACUCAGUAAGAAAUUUGUCAGAGAUCUCUGACAGCAAAGAAAAUUUGACUGAGCAUCUGAAUGCUGUUAUUGAGAGGAUGAAUUCCAGCCUCAUUGAAACUACCGAGAAGCUGAUGGACUGUAAACAGAGGAAACCAGGAUGUCCUGCAGGAUGGAUCAGAUUUGGUUCCUCUUGUUACUUCUUCUCUGUGGAGUCUAAGUCCUGGGAUGAAGCAAGAAAGUCCUGCAAAGCCAGACAAGCUGAUCUGGUUGUGAUAAACACCAAUGACGAAAAGACUUUUCUUGUUGCAUUCAGAGAUAAACCAGUUUGGAUUGGACUGACUGACAAAGCCGAGGAGGGAACCUGGAAAUGGGUAGAUGGAAGUCCUCUAAAUCUGAAAUUCUGGGGAAAGAAUCAACCUGAUAGUGAUGGUGGAGGAAAAAUUCACGGAGAGGAAGACUGUGCUGAAAUUAGAGAAACUCUUGGAUAUUGGAAUGAUCUUGCAUGUGGAACUUCUCUGCGGUGGAUCUGUGAAAAAGAAGCAACUUUAUUUGUUUGACAACUUUAAAAUAAGAUUCAUAUAUUUCACCUUUUUUUUUUGUUUGUCAGAAUACAUACAAAAAAUGCCGAAAAUGAGCUUCUUUUUCUAAGGUAAAAAAUACCUGCAGCUUAAUUUGAAAGUGAAAUAAACAUUUUGAAUAUUAUUCCUUAUUCAAAGAAUGCAAUCAUUUCUUUUAUCAAUAUCUACUUUGUGGUUAAAGAUUUUUUUAAAUUUGACAUUUCAUUGCCAAUCGAAAACAUUCUUUUCUCUUUUUUUUACUCCAGUUUAAUGAGAUUUCUACAUCAAAUGGCUUCUUACGCAGUUUUGGUUUCUGCUUAAGUCACCUUUCAUGCAACACCUCCUUUCAUUUUUACAUCAUAGCUCAUACUUUGUCUGAGUUUUCUGUGGCGUCCCACAAUCUUCUGUCUAUGCAAAGCAUGUUAGAAUUUUAAUUUGUUAUAGGGAAUAACAACAUAAAAACUGUUUACUGUUCUGUUAAUUGAUUGUAGUUUUCUGUUUUAUUAUACAUUUCAGGGCCGGACUAUUAAAAACAAACAACACAAAACACAAUGCUAAGGUAAUAAAAACCUUGACAAUAUUGGACUUGAGUUUUCCCAAACUGGGUAAAUUAUUUUUUUGAGUGUCAAUCACAACAUAGAUGCAACACGAAAAUACUUGCAGCUAAACUCUUGAAUGUUUGUAAAGCCUUAUCUAAAAUAUUUUCACAAUAAAAUCAGAUUCUAUAUAAUCACAAACUAUUCUUCUAAAUGGAUGAACCAAAUAAAAAUGUUGAUCUUUAAAGAAAUA
This is a messenger RNA of Oryzias latipes (Japanese medaka), 1595 nucleotides long. Its product is annotated as C-type lectin domain family 4 member E-like. The record is from RefSeq and is a predicted model, not a curated record. NCBI's taxonomy places the organism in Eukaryota, Metazoa, Chordata, Actinopteri, Beloniformes, Adrianichthyidae.